Molecule: messenger RNA, 1691 nt
Organism: Panicum hallii
Lineage: Eukaryota; Viridiplantae; Streptophyta; Magnoliopsida; Poales; Poaceae
Product: probable protein phosphatase 2C 54
Exons: 4
Coding region: 399-1466 (355 amino acids)
Biological process (GO): protein dephosphorylation
Molecular function (GO): cation binding; protein serine/threonine phosphatase activity
Source: RefSeq, a predicted model, not a curated record
ACCCCCACUGCCCCCAUAAAAAAAAAAAUCCGAGCUCCACCAAACAACCACCGCCUCAAUCUCCAUUCUCCAUCCCUCUCGCCUACCCCCACACACCAUCUCCCUUUCACCGGAGGAUUUCUUUCUUUCCCCACAGAUAUUCCCAAAGAAUCUUCCGUGUUGCUCUCCUCCUCGGAUCCUCUUCCCCUCCUCCGCUCCUCCCAGGCUCCCCCUCACGCUCCAAUUAUUCGUCUCCCUACUGACUUGCUUUGCUUCUCUUUUCUCCCUGUCCUCUCCUCUCGCCCCCUCGUGUUUCUUCCUCCUACCAGCGGAGCACCAGCUGCGCGUUUGUGCCUCGUGCCCUCGUGCCAAGAACUCAAGAAGAACGCCGGAGGUGAGGCUGUCCGGCCGCCGGCGUCAUGUGCGCGGAGGAGCCGGAGGACACGGAAAGGCUCGGUUUUGGAGAGGAAGGGGUCGAGGAGGCUGCCGAAUUCCCCCUGGGUCAGAUGGAGAGAGUUUGUGAAAACACAACUUCUGCUGAUUUCAGGCAGAAUAAGUUAAGCAAUUUUGUUCCAGUGAUCCGAUCAGGAGAUUGGUCUGAUAUCGGAGGUCGGCAAUACAUGGAAGAUGCCCAUGUGUGCAUUCCGGACCUAUCUAAGAACUUCGGUUUCCCAUCAUUAAAUAAUGAAGUUGUUUCCUUCUAUGGGGUAUUUGAUGGUCAUGGUGGAAAAGAUGCUGCCCAUUUCGUGCGCGAUAAUUUACCAAGGGUAAUUGUGGAAGAUUCAGAUUUCCCUCUUCAGCUUGAAAAGGUUGUCAGGAGGUCUUUUAUUCACAUUGAUUGCCAGUUUGCUGAGACAUGCUCUCACCAUAGAGCACAAUCCUCUGGCACAACUGCACUUACAGCAAUGAUUUUUGGAAGGUCACUUCUGGUCGCUAAUGCUGGUGAUUGUAGGGCAGUUCUUUCCCGGUGUGGCACUGCAAUUGAAAUGUCCAUGGACCACAGGCCUUGUAGCCUCACUGAAAAAUUGCGCAUAGAAUCGCUUGGUGGCUAUGUUGAUGAUGGCUAUCUGAAUGGUUUGUUAGGAGUCACCAGAGCUCUUGGUGACUGGCAUCUUGAGGGUAUGAAAGAAGUUGGCGAGCCAGGAGGUCCCCUGAGUGCUGAACCAGAGCUCAAGAUGAUCACAUUGACAAAGGACGACGAGUUCUUGAUAAUUGGCAGUGAUGGAAUCUGGGACGUCUUCUCAAACCAAAACUCUGUGGACUUUGCACGGAGGCGCCUCCAAGAGCACAACGAUGUGAAAGUAUGCUGCAAGGAAAUUGUUGAGGAGGCAAUAAGGCGAGGGGCCAGUGACAACUUAACUGCAGUGUUGGUUUCAUUCCACGUGGAGGCCCCUCCCCAGAUCAAAGUGGACCGUCCCGGUAGGGUGGCACGGAGCAUAUCAGCUGACGGGCUCAAUAGCCUCAGGAUACUCCUGGGAAGGCAAUAACCUAGGUGCUUCGUUGCAUAGCCGAGUUGUAACUGUAUGUAGUCAUCUCGGCGCCUCAUUGUUGUUAGUUGCUACCCGUUGCACGGGUUAUUAUUCUUGUUGGUAAUUGAACCAACAAACUUGCUACUAUUCUUGUUGGUAAUUGGACCAACAAAUUUGAGCUCCAACUUGUAACGAAUUUUAAGUAGAUGAAACUAAACCUUGGAAAGAAGUUGUCAGCUCUCA